Molecule: messenger RNA, 4476 nt
Organism: Giardia duodenalis
Lineage: Eukaryota; Fornicata; Diplomonadida; Hexamitidae
Product: DNA topoisomerase II
Exons: 1
Coding region: 1-4476 (1491 amino acids)
Biological process (GO): DNA topological change; resolution of meiotic recombination intermediates; sister chromatid segregation
Cellular component (GO): nucleus
Molecular function (GO): ATP binding; DNA binding; DNA topoisomerase type II (double strand cut, ATP-hydrolyzing) activity
Source: RefSeq, a predicted model, not a curated record
AUGGCCCAGAAGGCGAAGAUCCAACGCGUUACGGGCUCGGAGCACGUCCUCUUGCGGCCAGACAUGUAUGUCGGAUCCGUCUCUGCCGCAGAGACUUUCCUCUGGCUUUACGAGCCCGGUCAAGGUCUUUAUUACACCAAAGCAAAUAUAGUACCUGGGCUAUGUAAGAUCUUCGACGAAAUAAUUGUCAAUGCGUCUGACAACAAGCAGCGAGACUCCGAUAGGUCUGCAGAGCACAAGAUGACCUAUAUUAAGUGCAGUGUAGAUGUGGCCAGUGGGGCGAUCUCAGUUGAAAACGACGGCGUCGAGGGGUUGCUCCACUUUGACGAGAAGGAGAAGAUGUACCUUCCGACCCUUGCCUUUGGGAUUCUCAUGACGUCAAGCAAUUAUGACGAUACAGAGCAGAGGGUCACAGGCGGUCGCAAUGGGUAUGGGGCGAAGCUUACAAACAUCUUCUCAACAAAAUUUACGGUACUUCUGCAAGAAAAUGGCCAGGUCUUUGAGCAGACGUGGACAGAUAACAUGAAGAACACCAAGCCGCCACGCAUAGAGGACGUCAGGGACAAGAAGAAAAACUUUAUCAGAUUCAGCUUCACUCCUGAUUACAUGAAGUUUGGAAUGACGUCUGGACUUGACAGGGACCAUGCCGCCUACAUGAUGCGGCGGGCUGUAGACGUGGCCGGCUGCAACAUCGGGUUGAAGCUUAUCAUCAAUGGCACAGAGCUGAAAAUAGCAAACUUUGAACAAUACGCUCGAAUGGUAUAUAGAUCUAUCAAUCCGGAGAUCACGCAAUUCUACGAAACUAGUAAAGGUGACACUGCUCAGGUCAAUACCAAUGACUCUGACUCUGAUUUGGAUAUCAAGUCUGCUGCUAAGGCCAAACCAAAAACUAAGAGAACCAAGAAAACUAUAGAAACCAACAGCCUUCUGAUCCCCGUUGAUGAUCUCUCCAAACCAAGCGACUGGACGCAUGACUAUCUCAAAGUUAUACCCGUGAAUAAAUUCUGGGACAUAGGGCUAGGAUACACCGAUAGCGGGGAGCUGGUGCAGGUCUCCUUUGUCAAUAGCAUCAACACAACCGACGGAGGUACGCAUGUCGAUGCUAUACUAGAUCUUAUAAUGUCCCAGCUUAAUGACGUUUUGAUAAAGUCGUUCCAGCAGGACGCAAAGAACGCCAAAAAGCUUACAAGGCAGCAGCUAAAGUCGUGCUUGGUUCUGUUUAUCCGCUCUCUUGUCGUCAACCCGUCUUUUGAUUCUCAAACCAAAAUUAGUCUCAAAACAGAUAAAGCUGCGCUCCUCCGUAGCCUUGGAAGCACCCAAGCAGAGCUUGCGACCUUGGCGACACAGCUAGUGAAGCGUAUACAGGAGAUCAGGCCCCUUUGGAAUUCGCUUCGGCAAGCAUCUUAUAACCAGGCAGCAAAACUGUUGACGAAAACAGACGGGUCCAAAACAAGCCAGCUUCUCGGCAUCCCUAAGCUCGAUGACGCAAUCGCUGCUGGGACUCGAGAAUCGUCCAAAUGCACCUUGAUCUUGACCGAGGGAGACUCUGCCAAGGCCCUUGCUGUUGAUGGUAUUUCGAGCAUUGAGGAUGGUAAGAAGUAUUACGGCGUCUUCCCUCUUCGGGGCAAGGUCAUCAACGUGCGAAAUGAAUCAAUUGAUAAGGUAAGCAAUAACGCGGAGAUCACCAAUUUGAAGAAGAUCCUCGGAUUGAAGCAGGGAAUGGACUAUAGCACUCAGGAGGCCCGUAACACUUUACGAUAUGGCCACGUCAUGAUAAUGACAGAUCAAGACCCCGAUGGGUCGCACAUUAAAGGACUACUUAUAAACCUAUUUGAUACCUACUGGAAUGGUCUUGCAAGGAGCAACAAGUUUCUCGAUUUCUUCAUCACGCCAAUUGUGCGGUGCACGCAAGCCCGCAACAUGAAGACAUUCUAUACCAUUCCAGAGUACAAAAAGUGGACGCAGACAGUGACUGAUCUUCCAAAGUGGAACAUUAAUUACUACAAAGGGUUAGGAUCCAGCAACACGACCGAUGCCAAACAAUACUUCCAACAGAUAGCAAACAACAGAAAAACCCUUAUCUACAACCCAGAGUCUGCUUCAAAGCUGAAGCUGGCCUUCGACAAGAAGCUGGCAGACGACAGAAAGACCUGGAUAUCGGGCACAGAUCCAGACACAUAUCUUGAUCUCUCGCCCACAAAAAUCGACAUAACGGCGUUUGUUGACAAGGAGCUUGUACUUUACGAUAUCGAAUCUAAUCAACGUGCAAUUCCGUCGCUCAUGGAUGGGCUCAAACCUGGUCAGCGAAAAGUGCUGUAUGCAUGCUUUAAGAGAAACCUGAAGACGAAGCUGAAAGUCUCCCAGUUAUCCGGCUUUGUCUCGGACAAGGCGGCAUACCAUCACGGCGAGGCCUCGCUAAACGGAACCAUCGUCAACAUGGCGCAGAGCUUCACAGGCAGCAACAAUAUUGCCUUGCUCUACCCUGCAGGUAUUUUUGGGUCCCGCGCACGAGGUGGCAAGGACAGCUCUGCUCCUCGUUACAUUUCUACAUACUUGGAUCCUCUUGCAAGGUAUCUUUUCCCAGAACCGGAUGAUGCUAUUAUGCAGUAUAAGGAAGACGACGGAAAGGUUAUCGAGCCGUUUUACUAUGCUCCCAUCUUGCCUAUGGUUCUUAUCAAUGGCUCUGAUGGUAUCGGAACAGGGUUUAGCACAACAAUACCCCAAUUUGAUCCUUUAGAUAUGCUCCAUAGUAUAAGACUGCGGAUCUAUGGGAAGACAACCCGCCGCGAGAAGAGGACUCUCAAGCCGUUCUCGAAUGGCUGGAAAGGAACAAUGACCCAUGAAUACGAUAAGAGUGGCAAAUUUGUCCGCUGGAGAAUGACAGGGUGUUUUUCAGUGGUGGAUCUCAAGACAAUACAGAUAACGGACCUACCAAUCGGUGUGUGGACGGAGUCCUAUCGCGAAGAGAUAGAGACAUGGGUUAAGGGUAACGAAGACGCAGGGACCGCGAAGAAGCCAGCAACCAAGGUCUCUGCAACCACGAAGGGAAAAGCCAAACUAAAGGGAGCCUCUGGUGCUGCAAAGGAGAAGCCGGCCGCUAAGGACCAACUGUAUGACUCCGUUACUGGCUAUUACAAGGGCAUCCAUCCAGCCCUCAUGAAGGUCAUAGACAUGAGUGACAACAAUACUGUCAAUAUCAUCGUCACUCUUAGUGAUGAAUGCGCAAGAUACCUCAUUGGCACCUCUGAUGUAGACAUAGAGACCUGCAACACAGCGGGGACGGCAAGGUACGAUAACAUAGUGAAGGGCUUUAAACUCGAUGGAAGCAUUAGACCGUCGAACAUGUGGCUCUACAACGAAAGGAAUAUGCUAUGCCUUUAUCACACACCCUUCAAGAUCAUAGACGCCUUCUACGCUAAAAGAUUAGACUUGUACAGAGUGCGGAGGAACAAUCAGAUAAUUGACAUGGAUGAUAGAUCAUUAAUGCUAAAUGAAAAGGCGCGGUUCAUAAAGCUCAUCAUCGAGGAUAAGCUCAACAUAAAGAACGUGCCCCGCGAUUCCGUCACAGAGCUGUUAUGGGGCAAAUACCAGUUCCAUCCCUCUCGCAAGCAUCGUAUAAUUCUGCUCAGUCAUCGUAAUCUGAUCAAUAAAAGACAGGCACUAAAGAUUGAUGAGGACUCUGAGAGACCAGAGGAGGACGAUGAUGCAGACCAGCGAGAUCUAGAGAAGCACCUCGAGGCGACUGUGAAGGAUCUUAUCGGGCCCCAGUUCUUCGAUGCCAUUAAUAGCUGGAGCGGAUUCACUGUUCAGGAUAGAAACGAGUGCUACGAAUACCUCUUACGUAUGCCGAUUUCUACAAUGACUAAAGAGAGCUACAGAAAUCUGCUGUCUUCUGCCGAGCUAAUAAGAGCAGAGGCCGAAAAGCUCAGGAACACCACGGUGGAGAAUAUGUGGCUCAGAGACCUUGCAGCGUUCGAAGCAGCCUAUGAAGUGGAUCGCCACAUGGAGCAAACCAAGUCUGCAGAGACACGCCGGCUGACCGUCACAGAGACGAUGAUCCAGGGCAAGCUAGAGGAAUCUGAACGAAAAUACAAGGCCAUGGAUGACCGGGUCGGUGACUCAGACAAUGAGAUAGAGUACAGUACUACUAGAGACGAUCAAGGGCUCAAGAUAAAGGGGGAGCCAAAGCCAAAGAAAGAACAUGUGCCGAAAACAGCUCCUGCCUCCAAGGCAAAAGUACAAAAACCGGAAGAGGGGCUUGAAACCGCACCUACUGAACCGAAGAGGAAAAGACCGGCCGCAGCACCUGUUGACACCAAGAAGGCCUCUGCAAAGCGUGGGAAGAAGGAGGAGUCGUCCUUUACAGAGUCAGAAACUAGCGCCACAGAAUUAGACAGUUCUGUUCUGGAGGACGAUUAUUCUUAUGUCAGCUACACUUACGAUGAAGACGAUGAAAAUGGAGAAGAUGACCUUUAA